Messenger RNA from Symbiodinium pilosum, 900 nucleotides. NCBI's taxonomy places the organism in Eukaryota, Dinophyceae, Suessiales, Symbiodiniaceae. The record is from the annotation of a GenBank genome assembly.
AUGUUGAAGAAGGUCUACAAGAAAUCCUUGGCUCCGUUCUACAAGGUUCUGGAUUCAAUCGCUGAAGAGCUUUUACAACUGUGGCGCUAUGGUGUCGACAUUUUCUUGAAAGGUCGCAAACUCACCCUCUACAUUUGCGUGGUAGCUGUAAAAGCUGAUUGGCCGCUUCUUGCAAAGCUAGGCAGGUUCCAGCGUUUCUUUGGCCGCAAAACAAGGUUACUGAAUGCUGCUGCCAAAGGCAUUUGUCACUUAUGCCGGGCGGGUCAGGACAAUAUUCCAUACCAUGACUACAGUCAGAAUGCAGCAUGGAGGCCUACGUACUUGCAGGAUGAAGCGUAUGAUGGCAAUCCUCCUUUCCAUGACCUCCCGUGGCACAACCCCUUGAUUUACCGCUUUGACAUCUUCCAUGUGGGUCAUAAAGGCGUGUUCGCGGAAUUAGCGGGGUCAGCUAUCGUCGUUUUGAUGGAUAUGGGAUUAGCUGGUGAUGGCGCUGUGCCAAAUCAACUUUCCAAUAUCUACUCCGACAUGGUUCUUUUCUGCCGGGAAAACCACCUGAGUCUUCGUAUGUCGAACUUGGCUCGAACCCUGAUCAGCUGGGAAACGGAUGCUGACUACCCUUGCGGGUCCUGGUUCAAAGGCGCUGACACGACUGUCGCGUGCAAGUUCUUAGAAACCCGUUUUGGUGUGCUGGCGCGGGUGGAUCCUUCUGAUGAGUACAUUACUUCAAUACACAUGGCCCUGCGAUCAGCAAACGAGUUUAUGCGUGGCCUGUACAGCCACGGCCUCUGGCUUCGAAGACAUGAGGCGCUACGACUUGUAGAGCAUGGCUUUCAGUUUGUAGCAAACUACGUGCAGGCAGCGUACGAAGCUUUGUUUCACUCGAGAACACGUUUCAAACUA